AUGUCUAACUUUCUUAACCACGACUUCGGCUCCGAAGACGAAGAGGAUGAUUUCAACCCCGCUCCCCAAGAAGAGUCCGAUGUCGAGGAUUCGAGAGCCCAGCCUACUAAGAGAGAAAGAUCACGCGGCCACGAGGAUGAUGAUCUGAAGUACCAACGCCAUGUGCACGAAGAGGAUGAUGCCAAGCAUGUCGAAGAUGACGACGACGAGCUCGAGAAUGAAGUCGACGAUGACGACGACGACGAAGACGAAGAUGAAGAUGAGGAAGAGGAAGUGUCAAGUCGUCCACAAAAAAGAGCGAAGCGCGUGGCCAAUCCCUUCAUUGAAGACGAGGCCGGCGUCGACGAAGAGGAGGACGAAGCCGAGGAUGAGGAGGACGAGCUCGCCGAAUAUGGCAUGGAAACACAUCCUGAUGAUCUCGAUGCGCUACCUCAGGGCACCGAGACAGAUGACCGCCGGCAUCGACAGCUGGAUCGGCAGCGCGAAAUCGACGCCAGCAUGGAUGCAGAGAAGCAGGCACAGAUGCUCAAGGAACGUUAUGGGCGCAACCGUGCUGCCGCAACAGAUUCACUCGUGAUCCCCAAAAGACUCUUGCUCCCUAGUGUGGAAGACCCUAGCAUUUGGGGUGGCCGUUGCAAGCCUGGAAAAGAGAAGGAGGUUGUAUAUUCCAUUCAGAAACGAAUCGAGGAGCGCCCAGCAGGUUCCCGCAACCCCAUCCGGAUUAUCUCAGCUUUCGAGCGCGGAAACAUCAUGCAAGGCUGGUUCUAUUGUGAAGCUCGCAGACAGGCGGAUGUUACUGAAGGCUUGGAAGCCAUUAACUUCUACUAUCCAUCUCAGAAGUUGACUCUGGUCCCUGUGAAGGAGAUGCCAGAUCUUCUUCGUGUCCAAAAGUCAGAGGAGCUUUUGCCUGGUGGCUGGAUCCGCAUCAAGCGUGGCAAAUACCAGGGCGAUCUGGCCCAGAUCGAGGAGGUAGAGACUAAUGGAUUGAAUGUCACCGUACGACUUGUUCCUCGACUGGACUACGGCAUGAAUGAUGAUACCUUCGGUGCUCCUGUUACUGAUGCCAAGCGCAAACGUGGUGCGGUGAACACGGUCCGUCCUCCUCAGCGCUUGUUCAGUGAGACGGAGGCAAAGAAGAAGCAUGCGAAGUAUCUUUCGUCUACUUCCGGUUUAGGUGGAAAGUCAUGGAAUUACCUGAACGACAACUACGUGGAUGGUUUCCUCAUCAAGGACAUGCGUGUCCAGCACUUGAGUGCCAAGAACGUUAACCCCCGGCUAGAGGAGGUUACAAUGUUUGCCCGUGGAGGAGAAGACGGAACUGCCAAUUUGGAUCUGGCGUCACUGGCCGAGACCCUCAAGAACUCCACGGCUGAGGACUCAUACCAACCGGGUGACCCAGUAGAGGUUUACCGGGGUGAGCAGCAAGGUCUUAUCGGUCGCACAGUGUCAACUCGAGGUGACAUUGUUUCAUUGCAAGUCACCGAGGGCGAGCUGGCCGGUCAGACAAUUGACGCGCCUGUUCGAACUCUACGCAAACGAUUCCGAGAAGGUGAUCACGUCAAGGUCAUCGGUGGCAGCCGAUACCAAAAUGAACUUGGUAUGGUUGUCCAGGUCAAGGACGACACGGUCACUCUGCUCAGUGAUAUGAGCAUGCAAGAAAUCACAAUUUUCAGCAAGGAUCUUCGACUCUCUGCUGAAAUGGCCGCCGAUGGCCAACUCGGCAUCUACGAUGUUCACGACCUCGUCCAACUUGAUGCUGCCACCGUUGCUUGUGUCAUCAAAGUGGACCGAGAGUCGCUCCGCGUAGUUGACCAGAAUGGUUCUAUCCGCAACAUCCUUCCUACGCAGAUCGCAAACAAGAUCACCCCCCGUCGCGAUGCCGUAGCUACUGAUCGUAACGGCGCUGAGAUCCGUGGUGGUGAUACCGUUCGCGAGGUUUACGGGGAGCAGCGUAGCGGAGUAAUCCGCCAUAUUCACCGUUCGUUCCUCUUCUUGCAUAAUAAGGCGCAAGCCGAGAACGCCGGUAUCUCCGUGGUGCGGACAACAAAUGUUGUUACUGUAUCCGCACGAGGUGGUCGGACGACUGGGCCCGAUCUCACCAAGAUGAACCCUGCCUUGGCAAUGCAAAACCCUGGCGGUGGUGGUGCGAUGCCACCUCCUCGCCGCGGCCGUGAUCAACUCAUCGGAAAAACCGUGACCAUCCGCAAGGGUCGUUACAAGGGUCUCGUCGGUAUUGUUCGCGACGCAGACGACAGCUCUGCUCAGGUUGAGCUUUACACAUCUAACAAACCCGUACACAUUCCCCGUGACAUCCUGACACCCAAAGAUCCUGUUUCCAAACAGCCCCUAUCAAUGGGCCGUGGAAGAGGAGGAGGCGGUCCUGGAGGGCGAACUCCCUACGGCUCUUCGAGUGGUCCUGGGAGAGAGGGUGGUUGGUCGGGUGGUCGAACACCGAUGGCCUCUGCUGAUUCAUCCAGGACCCCUGCUUGGGGUGGCGCCUCCGCAAGAACUCCUGCUUGGGGUGGCAUGAGUGGUUCUCGUACUCCUGCCUGGAAGGCCGACGGCUCUCGCACCGCUAAUCCCUAUGAAGGCAACCGCACCGCCUAUGGAGGAGUUGGCAGCCGCACACCGUCCUGGACCUCGGGCUCCAAGACCCCGUACGACUCCAGCUCCGGUUUUGACGCCUUCGCCUCUGGGUCCCGCACCCCUGGCUGGGGUGCAGGUGCCGCUAACACAGGCAGCCGCACUCCCGGCUGGAAUGCCAUGUCCAGCAGCCGAGACCAGCGUGAUUUCGACGACGCCCCCACUCCUGGCGGAAACUACUCUGCUCCCACUCCCGGCGCAUACACUGCCCCAACCCCUGGCGCACCAACCCCUGGCGGAUGGCCCGAGAGUGCGCCCACACCUGCCCCAACUCCUGCAGCAUUCGAUGCGCCGACUCCGGCAAUGGGCGGUACAGCUGCUACUCCUGGCGCUGGAUACGGUGGUAAUGAUGGCGGACCCCGGUACGACGAUAGUCCGAGCCCGUAA
This is a messenger RNA of Penicillium paradoxum, 3030 nucleotides long. RefSeq names its product transcription elongation factor spt5 (gene spt5). The coding region runs from base 1 to 3030 and encodes 1009 amino acids. The transcript is spliced from 6 exons. The record is from RefSeq and is a predicted model, not a curated record. Gene Ontology annotation, biological process: regulation of DNA-templated transcription elongation; regulation of transcription by RNA polymerase II; transcription elongation by RNA polymerase II. Gene Ontology annotation, molecular function: protein binding; mRNA binding. NCBI's taxonomy places the organism in Eukaryota, Fungi, Ascomycota, Eurotiomycetes, Eurotiales, Aspergillaceae. Gene Ontology annotation, cellular component: DSIF complex.